CCACCGCCCAAACAUCUUCCCCUCGUCGCCACUCGCCGUAGAAAGCGCUCCAGGAUAUCCAAUCGGCAAGAAGGCGGAAACACCUGCUGAUAUUCUGGAGUCGCUCUUGCCCCCGCACCCCGCUGCACCUCCACUCGAUUCAACAUGGCCCUCACUUCUGCCGAUCAGAAGCCCGCGCGCCGCCCUGUCCCGCGCAUUGUGCCCGCUAUUCCCCACCGUCUCUCGCGUACUAUCCCCUCUGCGAGGCCCAUCACGCCCGAGGAAUCCAACAAGGGCGUGGCCGCCGCGCCGCCGGAGCAGCAAGCACCGGAGCCGCAGGCCGUGGUGGAGAAGCAGGUCGAAGCGCCUUCAGCCGCUGUGCAGAUUCCGCUCACGCCCGACUCCAGGACAUCUGCCGCAGACAAGAGCGAAGAGGAGGCGCCCGUGCUGGCCAGCUCUCCGCCAAACUCGCAAGACGACCAUGUGGAAACGCGGGAUGAUACCCAAGCCUCCAGCGCAAAUGGUCAGACGAAUGUGACAAAAGAUGCGCCCUCUCCCCCCACCUCACGCGCCCAAGCCAAACCAGUCACGAACGGGGUGCAUAGCAAGCCGGCCAUCCCGACCCAACUGCCACCGCCCUUCUACCCUUCCACCACACCGACUGUUGAGGACAAUGAUGCAGCUCAUACCCAGUACCAUGACCAGCCAAACAAAGACGGUAUUAUGUUUGGCGCUGUCCAGGGAACACCAACUGCGUCUGCGACCCCGCAUGAGAUGGAGUCUGGCGCACAGCAGUCUAUGCCUCGCCCUCCUCCCGGUUUUGCUCCCCCGCAAUUUACUCCCACAUUCUUCCCUGGUCAUUCUCAUCACCCGUCAGAGGCUGCAUCUUCCUGGCUCCAUCCGCCGUACCCGAUGGCCCCUCCAGACCCUGCCUAUGGCAACGGCCACGGAGGGGACUUCCAAUCGCCUUCUUUCUCAGCUGGCCCGAAUGCAUUCCCGCAUCUGCAUCAAGACCACUUCCCGCUUGAAGGUACCCCCUUUGCCAUCAACGGAAACACCGCACACUCUCAGUCGCCUAGCAAGUCGCAAUUCGGAGAGGCAAGGAUUUCUUCAGAAUACGAAGAGCACCAUGCGGUGCCCUACCAGAACGGCGUUUCUGCUCGCACUGAACGACUCGAAGAGUCGCCAUUCGAACUCGCCUCUUAUCUGUCAACGCAGUUUGGCAACCCUGAAUUUGCCGACUUCAUCCUACAGAUUCGAUCGCCCGAGUCCAUGCUAAUCUCCAUACCUGUUCAUGGUAUCGUAGUAGCGCGCAGUCCAGUCAUCUCCGAAGCUAUUCGUCGUAGUGUUCCUCCCUCUCAUCGCUCGAGGGAUACGCGCCGGUUGCUUGACGUGUCCACCUCGGACCCUCUUAUCACCCGCGAAUCCUUGGAAGAGGCCAUCAGAGUGCUGUAUGGUGCACCGUUCCUUUCCGAUCAAACUUUCUUGUAUGGACUGGGGCCAUAUAUACCUGAGGGCGACUACGCGUCCUCUUCUGAUGAUGCCCGGAGGCGCAUGGGUCAGCUUCUGAGUUACAUCGCAGCCGGGCACGUGCUGCAAAUGCUCAGCAUGCAGGCAAGGGGUGUCGAGAUUGCAAAAUCGCUCUUGCGAUGGGACACUCUCGAUCAAGUGUUACACUUCGGUCUGCAGCGAGCUAGGCCGACUGUUCGAUCAGGCGCUGUUGGACCAGAAGUCAGGGACCCCUUCGCAACCAUUCUGCUCAACCAUGCCAUUGAUUUCAUGGCGUACAACUUCCCGGUUGACUUCAACUUGUACACAAUCGCACCAGAGCUACGCGACGACCCACGUCUGCCAAGUCUUCUUGACGCGCGAACGCCUUCACACAACCCGCGCUUGAGCAAGAUCCAAUUUGGCGACGCCCCUCCUGAGCUUGACGCAACGCCAGCCCAUGCUUCCCAAAUGCUCUCUACGGUCCUUUUGUCACUACCUCUUCCUCUUCUCGAGCGCAUCUUCAACCACCGUGCGACCGCCAACCAGAUCGGCUGGACUGGAACUGCAAAGGUCAUGCGAGAUGUCAUUGAUGAGCGUGAAGGCCGUCGCCAGAAAGCACUACGAGGUCAGCUGCAGCCGUCACAAGAUGGCACAAUUCCGGGUGCCCUGUUGGACAACUUGUAUCUCGAGGAACAUGUCGAGCGUGUUGAAGCAUCUCCUCUUUAUCCUUCUGGUUACAGACUUUCAGCUAUGCGUCCAGUUGGACAGGUUUAGGCUACCUUUCUUGGAACGGAGAAUUUUCGAAGGUAUGUGUUGCCCCGGAUCUAUGGCGUGUUGGAUUGGUCUUUGACAAAAGGUUUCGGCGGUUUCGAAUCGCAUAAAAUUCUGGUUGGAUGCUCUUCAGGGUGUACAGCAUAGCGAGCAUCAUGGCGUUGCUUACAGGCGUUCUCUCACGACUUUCCUCUUCAUAUGGCUACCCUCUCGGUUCCUAAAAGUACGAAACGAUGCUAUGAUGCAUGUUUCCCACAAAAUCACGACGGCAUGAGGUGGACUCGUUCUGCUUUGUAUAUCACCCACGACAUGUUUUUCUUUCGUUUUUUUCCCUUCCUCUGUCUACAAAAAGGUGAUACCCGAGUCUGGCUCGCCUGUAACUACCCUUGUCUCUCAAUCUUCUUCUUUGCUUGGAGUUGCAUAUAGGUAGAUCAUGCUGAAAGGCGGAAAAUUGACAUUCCAUCAAGUCCGGAGUUGGGCGCACCUGCACCUUG
Messenger RNA from Dothidotthia symphoricarpi CBS 119687, 2735 nucleotides. RefSeq lists its product as uncharacterized. The record is from RefSeq and is a predicted model, not a curated record. The transcript is spliced from 2 exons. NCBI's taxonomy places the organism in Eukaryota, Fungi, Ascomycota, Dothideomycetes, Pleosporales, Dothidotthiaceae. The coding region runs from base 145 to 2244 and encodes 699 amino acids.